GUUAACCAAAGUGAUCAAUGUAUUGCAGUGUCUUGCCUGUUGAGUAGAUGUUGAUAUACAGUGGAUUAUUGUUUCCAUUCCUCAUGAAGAGGUUCGUAUUAAAAAGUCAAACAACUUUAUAAUGAAUUUAUUUCAUAAAAAAGUUAUUUUUGUGAUCGUGGUUGUUGUUUUAUUGACUUCAAUUCAAAAAUCAGCUGGACUAAAUAUAACUUUGGGUUCUUGUGUUGUGCAAUAUUGGGAAGAGUGCGAAAGUGAAUUUGUUAAAUUUUAUGUCUCAACCAGUGAUCAUCCUCAAUAUGAACCUUAUUUAAUAAAUAGUUCACGAACACUUCUGCCACAGUGGGUUAAUCCCGGUAAUCAGUAUAAAUUGGUCAUACACGGAUAUGGAGGAGGACUUGAAUACGAACAAACUAAGGCAAUUCAUCUUGAAUAUUUAAAGUAUAACUCUACCAAUGUUAUCACUGUUGAUUGGGGCACAUUAGCUGCCGUACCGUGCUACCCUUCAGCUGCUGUAAAUACCAUUCAAGCUGGUGAAUGUAUAGCUACCUUUCUUAUGCAACUUGCUGCCGACAACUCGGAGUUUAAUCCGACAGAGCUGCAUAUAAUUGGAUUUAGCUUAGGUGCACAUGUUGCAGGCUUUGCUAGUAAUGCCUUAGAGAGAUCAACUGGUAAAAAAGUCAGACGUAUAACAGGACUUGAUCCAGCUCUACCAUUCUUUGGAACUUCUCAAAAUGACCUUAAACUCGAUCGAACUGAUGCUGAGUUUGUUGAUGUUGUUCAUACCAAUGCUGGUAUUUAUGGUAAAAUUGAAUCUUGUGGACAUGUGGAUUUCUAUAUGAAUGGUGGUCAGCUUCAACCUGCUUGCAAUGAUAGCAAAAAUAUCCCACUUUGUAGCCAUACGAUGGCACCGGUUUACUUUAAGGAAUCGAUAAAAAGCCCUGACGUUGGUGGCGGCGGCAGUGGCGGUGGUGAUGACUAUGACGAUGGGUUUUGGGGUGUACGAUGCUCCAGCUACUUUCAGUACAUAUUCGGUUGGUGUGGCAAUAGUUCCAAUAUUAUUAAUUCAGAUAUUGCUCUGAUGGGUGAACACUGUUCGAAAGAAUCCCGUGCUUGUAAUAUUUUUGUUCAAUUUUUUACAGCGUUUUCCCAUCUCACAUAUGGUGGUCCAUUGAAAAAUGGGAAAGAAUCUCCACCGCCAGAACAAACAAUGAGUAUUGGACCCUGCAAAUGGAUCAUUAGCCGACAAUGUCCGGAUAAUGAAGUUCAAUUUUAUUUAUUCACACGAAAAAAUAUGAUGGAUCGUCAAAGAAUUUGGAUUGAUACAACUUUAGAGAAAUCAAAUAUUAGUGAUUCAUUUUUCAAUGCAGCACAUCCAACAAAAAUUAUAAUUCAUGGUUAUAAUUCAAAUAUGUUUCUUGAUAUGUUAUUUGAGAUGAAAGAUGAAUAUCUACAAAAAGGUGAAUACAACAUUAUUUACGUUGAUUGGAGUAUCCUUUGCCCCGGUCCUUGUUACAUCAGUUCAGCUCAAAAUACAAAACACAGUGGGGCAUGUACAGCACAAUUAGUGGAACGAAUUAUGGAUUUGGGGUCAACGGAUAUUCAUGUAAUUGGAUUUUCACUUGGUGCUCAAGUUGCCAGUUAUGUAGCCAGAAAUUUGGGAUCAUUUUUGCUUCCAAGAAUAACUGGUCUUGAUCCAGCUAUGCCAUUAUUCAUUACUUCCUCGCUAGAUGAUAAAUUGGAUGCAACUGACGCUGAAUUCGUUGAUGUUAUUCACACAAAUGCCUUUGUCCAGGGAAAACUCGAAAGAUGUGGCCAUUUGGAUUUCUAUAUGAAUGGUGGGGUCUAUCAGCCUGGUUGUACUGGAAACAUCUUUGCAUGCAGUCAUCAGAGAGCACCUGCUUACUUCUUGGAAUCCAUCCGAUCAACCAAAGGUUUCUGGGGUUGGGCUUGUAGUUCGUAUAUUUCAUACUUACUAGGAUUUUGUCCACCAACUAAUUAUUUAGUUGAAGCUGGCGAAAAUGCUAAUCCCAUGUCGAAUGGCCUCUAUCUUAUAACCACCGCAAAUUCUACACCAUUUGCUUUGGGAAAAUGGACAGACUAUCCCGAUAAAUCUAAUAAUGCUGGUUAUACAAUAUCUCAGAAACCUUCUACUCGACAUAGUCCCUUAAUGAAAGAAGUUGACGAAUGGGGAAAACUAGAAGGACAUUUUAAUAAUAUUGAACAUUUUCCAACUCCUUACUCUCAAGAUCCCAAUGGAGAAACUUGGCCAUAUUUUGGACGAUCGGGAACGAAAGAAAUCACAAAAGAACUCAAGGAACCAAUAAAUGAUAGUUCAACAGUAAAAUCAGUAACACAAUAUAAAGGACAAACUUUGGGCACAAGAAAUCGGCCGCCUAUUUUUAUAGAAAGUAAGACUAAGGCGACAUCUCAAUCUAAGGAUGAUAAUUCAAAUUGGACAUCAUAUAGAAAAAAUCUUACAAUGGGUUUUAUUGAUAAAAGUAUAUUUCAAGUGCCUAAAUUAAGUAGUAGUUAGUUAAUUUCAUUGAAGUAAUUCUGCCAAAAUAGUCUAUUUAAAUUAAAAUUAAUUAUACUUAAUAUUAAAAUGUAUUUAUUAUAAUUUUAAGUCUAGCUAAGUUUGCUUUGGGGAAAAUUUAUAAAAAAAUGUUUAUGAAAUAAGUUUUAAAUAAUAAUUUUAAACAAAUGUUAGGUGUCAUAUAAUUUCACACAUCAUACAAAAUGUAACGUUAAGCAUUUUAAUUAUCAAACUUAUUAUUAAUUGGGGAAGGUUUGAGAAAAAUGGGAAUUUAAUAAUAACGUUUACAUUAACAAAUAUGUAUAUAAUUUAAUAAGUUAAAAGAAUAUAAUUUAACGUUUUAAAAACAUGAAGUUUAUAAUCAGAUAUAUUGAAAUAAUUUAUACUUUUGCUUUAUUAUUAUUUAAUAAAAAAAUAAUUUACUAAAUCUCAGUGAUGGUAGAAAGAUUUUCACUUGAUAUUCGAAUAAACUAAAGACUGACGAUCAAGUUCGUGAAAGGCAUUAUUCUGGCCCUUGUGCAACAACAAACUUUUUAAAUAUUUAUGAGAUAAACAAAUUGCAAAAUAGAAUCGUUUUUAAAACAAGUUGAAACUCUAAAGUAAGUACAUAUAUUCAAUAAAAGUUUCUUUUUUAAAAUGCAAUAUAAUGAAAAUAAAUUGCAUGACCUGCUCCUGCAUCCAAAGAGCCUGUUUUAAAAAAGUUCCUAUAAUUUAAGAUUAAAAAAUACACCUGCAAAAUAUGAAUAUGUUACUUGAAUUCUUCAAAAAAGACCUUAAUUUUUGAGAACUAUUUUUGUUUUAAAUCGUUAGAAAUUUUUUAUUAAAAUCUGUUUAAAUUUUAAAAAGAAAAUAAUAGUUCUAUAUGGGUACACUUCUCGAGUAAUACAAAAAUAUUUAUUUGUGUUUGAAAGUUAAGAAAAAAAAUAAAGAACAUUUUGUUGCUUUUGGGAAAAUUAGAAUUUUGGUUUUCAACCAAAAAAUUUGUUUUGGUCCUACCGUUUUUAACCUCCAUAGGACUUCAUUGUAAUCGUUUCGAUUUUUCGAAUUGAAAAUUUUGACAUUUCUUGACGUUUUAAGGUCCCUAGAGUGAAAAUAAAAGAUUUUUGGAAAGAUGUCUGUGCGUGCGUGUGUACCUACGUUCCUACGUGCGUCGCGACGUUUUUCCAUCGUCCAUAGCUUAAGAACCAGUAGAGAUAACAACUUCAAAUAAAUGUUUGUAUACAGGUUAUAAUGCAGAAAGAUGCAGAAAGGGCCCUCAAGAAAAUUAAGAGGGUGGAUUUUUUUACCAUAUCAGUUUAAAAAAAAAAGUUAAAAAUGUUGGUUCACCCUAAAUAUCUUACGAACCAAUGACGCUAGAGACUUGAAUUAAAUUUUAUAUUAUAAAUUGUUACGUGAUACCAAUGAAAUAUAUUUUGGAAAAAAAUAAAAUUAAGGCUUAUUUUAUAAAUCAAAAAUUUGGAAAAGAAUUUGUCACCUCAAAAAUUUUACGAAUAAAAAAUGAUUUUAUCUCCAAAACAAUUUUGUGCACUAAAGACUAACGUUUUCACCAUCUGGUCAUUUUGAGAAAAUCGAAUUGACAAUUUUUUUUUAUAAAGAAAUAAAAAACCUAAAAAAAAACAAUACUCAAAGUUGGUAAAAAUUGGAUUUCGACUGAAAUAUCC
Eupeodes corollae is the source of this 4194-nucleotide messenger RNA. RefSeq lists its product as uncharacterized. Bases 122 to 2533 code for a protein of 803 amino acids. The record is from RefSeq and is a predicted model, not a curated record. NCBI's taxonomy places the organism in Eukaryota, Metazoa, Arthropoda, Insecta, Diptera, Syrphidae. The transcript has 9 exons. Gene Ontology annotation, biological process: lipid metabolic process. Gene Ontology annotation, molecular function: lipase activity.